UCUCCAAAGCGGUGCACUCUACCAGCGGUAGUGACCAGGCAGCAAACAGUCUGAGCUGUGCUUAAGCACUUGACUUGUUUCAAAAAUACUUAUUUGUUAUAACAGUUACAUUUGAAAGGUCGACAGUGUGUUGCAGGCGUUCUGUGAAAAGUGUAAGUGAAACCUAGUGUUGGCAAAAAAUCAAACAGAUUUGCCAUAAAACUGUGAAAAGUCAACAUUUGCGCGGCGAAAAACUGAAAUUGUGUAAAUCGUGAGAAAUAACAAAUUUCUAAAUUUACUAAAAGCAUCAACCCUUCCAAGUGAAAGCAGCAAAUACAACAAAAGCAAAAACAAUGAUGUCAAACAAGUUAUUCUGUUGGUCCUUGGCUUUUGUCGCCGUUUGCUUGACGCUGUGUCUGUCGACGUCGGAAGCAGCGCCAUUUCCCAGGUAUCAGGGCGGCGGCUACUACAACGAGCUUGAGGAGGUGCCCGACGACAUAUUAAUGGAGCUGAUGGCCCGUUUCGGACAAACUAUUAUGAGAGCACGCAACGAUCUGGAAAACUCUAAACGCACUGUGGACUUUGGUUUGGCGCGUGGCUACUCAGGCACACAAGAGGCGAAACAUCGCAUGGGCUUGGCCGCUGCCAACUUCCCCGGCGGUCCAGGCAGGAGGCGGCGAUCGGAAACCGAAGUCUAAAGUGUCUCAAAACACCCAGGCAGCAGGCAAGCAAGCGUGCGAAUGAAAAUAUGAAAACUUCCUGAUUUGAAAAUUUCUGAAUUUAUGCCGGAUUUAUUAGAGAACUCUAUAAGAAUUUGUUGAUUAUUAAAUACAUACAUACAACAUAUAUACAUACAGCAUACAAAUAAAAUAAACAAACAAGAGCGGACCAAAGCGCCGCUGGCAUCCUAAAGUAUAUAGUGACUAUUUUUUAUUAGCCUAAAUAUAUAUGUAUAUAUGUAUUUAGUACAAGACAAAAACAACAAAACAUACGUAUUUAUUUACAAUCUACACACACUGUAACCAUAUUUACAAUGAAAGAAAAAACAAAUGUGAAAAGUAUUUAGCUUCAAUUUAUUGUAUUUAUUAUAAAUAAAUAAAUAUUAAAUAAAGUAAAUUAAUGAAAACUAUGCGUGUUGAACACAUUAAAUUAUAUUUGCAAAAAAACAAAAACAAAAACAACAUACAUAUGUAUAUUCUCAAAAAAAAAAAAAACUAGAAAAAACUGUUGCUCCAAAAGUUUUAAAAUUGCAAAAAUAAAGUGAAACGAAACGAUCGAUGUUGGCAUUUUCUCUAGCUUAUAAGAAGUGUGCACAAAACAUGCGACAAAUGCAUAAAAAAUAUUUUAGAAAAAUUUACUAGAGAAAUUUAGUAAAAAUGAUGCAGAAAGUGCGUACGAGAAGUAGACGAAAAAACACUUGUAAAAUAAUAACAAAUUAAAGAGUAUUUAAUGCACAUUAUUUGAACAAAAAUCUUUAAGUAGGUAUGUAGGUUAAGCAGACAUACAGCAACAACAACAGCACAACACGGCUUAAAACAACACGAACAACACCAGUUAAGCCACCGAAGCCACGAAAAAAAAAA
Molecule: messenger RNA, 1562 nt
Organism: Bactrocera tryoni
Lineage: Eukaryota; Metazoa; Arthropoda; Insecta; Diptera; Tephritidae
Gene: Dh31
Product: diuretic hormone class 2
Exons: 4
Coding region: 333-677 (114 amino acids)
Biological process (GO): body fluid secretion
Molecular function (GO): G protein-coupled receptor binding; diuretic hormone activity
Source: RefSeq, a predicted model, not a curated record